ACCUUUCUUUCCACUCCACAGAGCUAGCCAGCUAUUUCGAGAAGCGGGUCCAGACGUAAGGGUAGUUGCCACUAGACAUCUUCCCUUCAAUCGCUGCUGAGAAUGCUGCGCUUCCCUGAAAUGCAGACCUCGCCCAGUUCGUAAAGGUCCGACCGAGUCUCCUACAUUGCAAAAGCAGCGGCAAUGUCAAGUGCAGCGGUGAGGUGAUCAGGAUGAAUCUGGAAAAACUCAGCAAACCAGAACUACUAACUCUAUUCAGCAUCCUUGAAGGGGAACUCGAAGCAAGAGAUCUUGUCAUCGAAGCCUUAAAGGCCCAGCACAGAGACACUUUCAUUGAAGAACGCUAUGGGAAAUACAACAUCAGUGACCCACUAAUGGCUCUGCAGAGAGAUUUUGAGUCACUGAAGGAGGGAAAUCAUGGCGAAAAGCAGCCUGUCUGCUCCAACCCCUUGUCUAUCCUGAAAGUAGUGAUGAAGCACUGCAAGAACAUGCAGGAAAGAAUGCUGUCCCAGUUAGCUGCUGCAGAAAGCCGGCACAGAAAGGUGAUCCUGGACCUGGAGGAGGAGCGGCAGCGGCACGCCCAAGACACGGCCGAAGGAGAUGAUGUCACCUACAUGCUGGAGAAGGAGAGGGAGCGGCUCACUCAGCAGUUGGAGUUUGAAAAAUCCCAAGGGAAGAAGUUGGAGAAAGAGCAGAAGAAGCUGGCAAGCCAGUUGGAGGAGGAGAGGGCACGCCACAAGCAGCUGUCCUCCAUGCUGGUCCUGGAGUGCAAGAAAGCUACAGCCAAAGCAGCAGAAGAAGCGCAGAAGGCAGGAGAGCUAAGCCUGAAACUGGAGAAGGAGAGGAGCAGAGUGAGCCGGCUGGAGGAAGAGCUGGCCUCCAAGAAGAAGUGGGGCUUGCAGAUGGAGGCACAGGUGGAGAAGCAGCUCUCAGAGUUCGACAUCGAGAGAGAGCAGCUGAAAGCCAAGCUGAACCGGGAGGAGAACCGGACCAGGGCCCUCAAGGAAGAAGUGGAAAACCUGAAGAAAGCCUUGAAGGAACUGGAGACUUCUCGCAGGGACAGCAGCCCUGCUGACUGCUCGCAGCCAAGCCCCUCCACGGUGACCAGAGCUGUUGAAACCGAGAGCAGGUCGGUGAGGUCUGUGUCUUGCCAGACAGACGGUGCUGAAGCAGACAAAGCCAACGUGGGCAGCGCAGGCAAAGCCUCGCCCAUGGUGCUGCCCAGCCCCAUCACACCUCCCUCGUCCUAUGCAAAAGCAAACGGGCACUGCGAUGCAGACAUGCAAGCAGGUAGUGACCUACCGCAGGCCAGCGGGAAGGAGACCCAGAAACUCGCUGGGCCGGCCCCCGACAGCGCGGCUGAGAACGGAAGCUCCCCAGUGCGAACGGAGUCUCCGGUCCAUAUGACUGCACAGCUCCCUUCGUCUGGGGCGUCCGUGUCCCCCAGCAGCACCGCAGCCUCCUCCCUGACGUCCUCCCCAUGCUCCUCUCCGGUUCUCUCUAAACGCCUGGUGGGAGCUUCAGCGAGCAGUCCCGGCUAUCAGUCAUCCUACCAGGUGGGAAUCAACCAGCGUUUCCACGCCGCUCGCCAUAAAUUCCAGUCUCAAGCGGAUCAGGACCAACAGUCCAGCGGGCUGCAGAGUCCUCCCUCAAGGGAUUUGUCUCCGACCCUUGCAGAUAACUCCGCUGCCAAGCAGUUAGCCCGCAAUACCGUCACUCAGGUCCUUUCCCGAUUCACCAGUCAGCAGGGGACUAUAAAACCAGUCUCCCCCAACAGCUCGCCCUUUGGCACAGACUACCGAAAUCUGGCAAAUGCUGUGAGCCCCAAAAGUGAGUCUGGCCAUUCCCCAAACCCGGGCAAGGUCUCCAGCCCGCUGAGCCCGUUGUCUCCUGGAAUAAAGUCGCCAACCAUCCCCAGAGCAGAAAGAGGGAACCCCCCACCUAUUCCUCCAAAGAAGCCUGGCCUGGCUCAGUCCCCGGCCACUCCUGCUCCGCUAACCAAAACCCUUUCCCAGGCGUCUUCUCUGGGCACCCCCAUGGACUUAGCGGGCAGCUGCUCUAACAACGCUGUCGUAGCAAACGGUAAAGACAUUGAGAUACUGCUGCCAACUAGCAGCUAGUGUCCAGAAGGCGUCAAGGCGACAUUCCAAGGCUCGGCAUCCUGGAGCUGAGACGCGCUCUCCCCACUUCGUGUUAUUUAUUUGGAUAGUAGCAGCCUCUGUCCGUGUCGUGCAUUUAAUAGGGUCCCCCUUUUUUUUUCUUUUUUUUUUUUUUUCUUCAAAGUAGGUAGGAAAGGAUUUUUGCAUUGCUGUAUUAACAGGAACUAGAGCUAGAAGGUAGCCUCAAAAGGGGUCUCGUGGCAGGAGUCAGGUCAACUGAGGAGGCAAGAAUCUCAACCCCGUGCUGGGCGCCGGCGAGCAACUGUCGUGGGACUGAAAGGCUCAUUUUAAAUUAUGCAGAAAUGACUUCACAGACUUUUGCUCCAGAUGAACAUUGUAUAAAAAGUGCCUGAACAAAGCCUACAGUAUGAAUGUGGUUCUCUGCAACAAAAAAAAAAACCCAACACAGAACAGGAGGGAGGAGGGGCAGGAAGACCAUCCAACUGCAGCGAUGAGUUCUAUGAAUCCUGAAUGUCUAAAACAACACUGAAACCAACUGUUCGUAGAACAAGUCAGUAAGCCAAGUGCUACACGGUGACUCCUGAAAGGUGACUGCCGACUGGCCCAGACGGCCAGGUUUGGCCCUGCGAGACCACCGCUCCUGUUGACGUCUCUGGAGGCGCACAGGAGCUACUUAACGGAGAAUUUGGUCCUGGUCCAGGCCAGAGAUCUUCCUUUCCUAGCUGGAGUUGUCCAAGUCCGGUGGGCGUAUUAAAUAGUCAGGGUGCCAGUUUUCCUUCAGCUUAAUAACUCCAUCCAAAGAUGUCUCGGUGUGCGAUAGAUGGCUUCCCGGCCUGUCACCUUCAGCGUUAAAAUUCCUCACGCGUUCUGCUGUUGUGUGUACAACUUCUGAGACCAGGAUCGUGCUAUUACUUGAUAAGGAUCUUGCUAUUACUUGAAAAGUGAAAUCUCUACCCCAUUCCAAACAGGUUUUGCAACGGAAAGAUGGGAUCUGUACGAUGAUCAAAAGCAAUAAGUUAAGUUGCUCACUUUGUAAGCAUGCUACGCGGCAGACUGACAGAUUUUUCUGACUAACCGGGUUUGCAAUAGAGCCUGCUAGCCUUCACUGGCUGCAACCGUGGAACCAAAUUGUUAACUCUUUCAUAGAUAGAUAUGCAUAUAUAUGUAUAGGUAGGUGCCCACGUGUACAUGUUAACACAUAAUACUUAUAUAUAAACCUUAGUCGGGUAUUAUUGAGGUUCUCCUUGCUUCGUAAAGGAAAGGUGGAAAUGCCUCGGGACUGUAACACAAGAGAGCAGUUACUUAAAACCCAAUACUCUGCCCAUGCUUUAGGGGCAGACCUCCUGCAGGAAAGCGCUCCAGCAUGUUGAACCGACCAGUAGUGAUGGCUGAAGUAGCUUACAAGAGAUUACAGUGCAGUUAUAACGGUUGAGUUGGGCAUUUAAGUAAACGGGUAGACUCCGGUCCGUGCUGCUAGCUCGUUGCAGAGGACGGCGCAGGUUCAGGUGCUGCAGCGGUACAGGCCAAACGUAAGGCGGGUGGAGAUCAGUGGGGCAGAUUGGAGAUGAGGAGCAAGCCUCGCAAGGGCAGAGCAGGAGGCAAGAACUGCACAAAGGUGAGAAAUCGAUGUUGCUGCCCAAUGCUGGGCCGUGUUUUACAGUCUGCAGCAGCAGCCCGGUGCCUGGAGAUCAGCCCCACAGAGCCCCUGGGGCCACUCUCUCCUGUCGGCACUUAUCAUUUGGGUAGAGUCGAAACACUUGCUACCUUGCUAUAGGAAAUAUCCCCCCCGAAGUGCGUGGGAGGCGCUACUGUCCAUGACCUAAGAGGUCACUCCAAGCUCUGAAUCGUGGGUUGUAGGACUUGAGAGCUCCUGAGCUGCUCUGGAGGAGCCAGAGUCGUACCAACCCUUCUCCUGACCCUACAGAUGUGUCGGGCCUCUGGUGUAAUCCAGUAGAAACCGGCAUCGAUCGACUGAAGUUAGGGAUUUAUGCACUGUUGCUCCUAACUCACUGUAAUAGUAGAAUAAUACUAGGCUAGAGGGGAGCGACUCUUUGGAAAGCACAUCUAGAAUUUGAUGUGUCCCCAGCCCAUUUUUUCUCCUGGUUAAGGGGAAGAGCUGAGAACUGAUGGGGGAACGGAGCUGCCGUAUCACUUCUAACUCAAACCUGAGGGUGGAACAGCUGCUCCACCCUGUUUCCUUGCUUUUACUCCAAGUGGUAUUAUCCCCUUUCUUUAUGACGUGGCUCUGUAGAGAUAUAUACUCUAAUUAAGUUUAUUUCUUAGGAAAUGCACUGAAUAAUGUAUUUCUUCUAUAAUAUAGGAAGGGGGGGGUGCAAAAGAAUAUGUAUUUUUGCUAGUAGCCUAUCUUCUGAGAUUAAACUAAGCACAAAUAUUAAAAUGGAUCCAGCUAAUCCAAUAACAGUUAGAAUUAGUAUUUGAACUUUCGACGUAGAUUCUGUGUGUGGAAGCAACUAAGUUUUUCUGUGAUUCGCAUCUUAGCCAUAUGCAGGUAUUGUUGCGGAGUUUUUUUGUCAGCCGCCGGUGGGGCAUCAUGAAGUGCAAAAGAUGUACACUGGUAUUAAUUGUUAACAUUUGUAAAUUUGUAAAGCCAAAUGUACCAAGCGGAUGUCGCGAAUCACUUUUCCAACUGAUGGCAUUAAAUGUGGUAAGCAUUCAUACUAUCAAUAAAGGAUUUUAUUUUUAAGAUGUGA
Alligator sinensis (Chinese alligator) is the source of this 4831-nucleotide messenger RNA. RefSeq names its product CTTNBP2 N-terminal like (gene CTTNBP2NL). The transcript is spliced from 5 exons. Bases 213 to 2120 code for a protein of 635 amino acids. NCBI's taxonomy places the organism in Eukaryota, Metazoa, Chordata, Crocodylia, Alligatoridae. The record is from RefSeq and is a predicted model, not a curated record.